Molecule: messenger RNA, 2689 nt
Organism: Cynara cardunculus var. scolymus (artichoke)
Lineage: Eukaryota; Viridiplantae; Streptophyta; Magnoliopsida; Asterales; Asteraceae
Product: oligopeptide transporter 5-like
Exons: 7
Coding region: 246-2507 (753 amino acids)
Biological process (GO): transmembrane transport
Molecular function (GO): oligopeptide transmembrane transporter activity
Source: RefSeq, a predicted model, not a curated record
GAGUUUUUAAGUUCCUAACUGUCUUCACCACCUUGCUGGAUUCAUGAUGAGUUUCAAAAUUUUCUUUAUUUUUCUCACCAGCAAGUUGAGAGACUAGUAGGAUAAGAUAAGACUUAAAGGUAGGUAAAGAUAGUGCACAUUUUGGGACCUCUGGCAGCCAUUGAUGAUCUUGUAGAAUUAUAGCAAGUCUGAGAAAACAAAAAAGAAACCUUUCCAUUCUUGAUCUUGUCAGGAUUACAGCAUUAAUGGAGAAUUCAGAGAGCAAUGCAAAUAUGGUAGUCUCGUCCGAGACACGUAUGAAACCAGCACCUGAGCUUGAAAAUAUUGCAGAAGAGGUGAACGAUUCUCCAGUUGAGCAAGUGAGACUCACCGUCCCAAUCACUGAUGAUCCAACAUUGCCUUGCUUGACAUUCAGAACAUGGUUUCUGGGGAUCAUGUCAUGCGGCGUUCUAGCUUUCUUGAAUCAGUUUUUUGGUUAUCGCCAAAAUCCGCUGUAUAUAUCAUCAGUUUCAGCUCAAAUUGUUGUACUUCCAAUCGGGAGGCUAAUGGCAGCAACUCUACCGACACGAAAAUUCCAUUUUCCAAAAACAAAAUGGUCCUUUUCACUCAACCCUGGACCCUUCAACUUGAAGGAGCAUGUUCUCAUCACAAUAUUUGCAAAUUCUGGUUCUAAUUCUGUGUAUGCAGUCGGGAUCAUCACUAUAGUCAAGGCUUUCUAUCACCGUAAUCUCAACCCACUUGCAGCCAUGUUGCUUACACAAUCUACCCAGUUGCUUGGAUAUGGAUGGGCUGGUCUUUUUCGAAAGUUUUUGGUUGAUUCACCAUAUAUGUGGUGGCCUGCCAAUCUGGUUCAAGUCUCCCUCUUCAGGGCAUUGCAUGAUGAAGAAAAGAGGCCAAAACGUGGGUUGUCAAGGCUGCAGUUCUUCCUGAUAGUCCUCAUAUCAAGCUUCUCAUACUACAUAGUUCCCAAUUAUCUAUUUCAAUCCAUUACAGCAAUCUCUUUUGUUUGCUGGAUAUGGAAGGAUUCUGUCACAGCUCAACAAAUUGGAUCUGGUCUCCGUGGCCUUGGAAUUGGAGCAUUUGGUCUUGAUUGGGCUACUGUGUCUGCUUUUCUUGGAAGUCCCUUGGCCACUCCUGGAUUCGCCAUCAUGAACAUACUGGCUGGCUAUAUAAUAAUCGUCUACAUAGUGAUUCCCAUUGCUUACUGGAAUAACUGGUAUGAAGCCAAACGUUUCCCAAUCUACUCCUCUCAUGUGUUUGAUGCUUAUGGAGAACCAUACAACGUUUCGAGAGUCUUGAAUGCCACCACCUUCUCAUUCAACAAAGAAGGCUAUAACGAUUAUAGCAAGAUCAACCUUAGCAUAUUUUUUGUAUUCGCUUAUGGUCUAAGUUUCGCUACAUUGGCUGCCACACUCUCUCAUGUUGCACUCUUCCAUGGCAGAACGAUUUGGGAGCAAACAACUGCAUCAUUUAGAGACCAGUUUGGGGACGUCCAUACUAGGCUGAUGAAGAAAAACUAUGAUCCAGUCCCACAAUGGUGGUUCCACUCUCUGCUGGUAUUGGUGAUAGGACUUGCUUUGCUAACUUGUGAGGGUUUUGGCAGGCAACUACAACUCCCUUACUGGGGAGUCAUUUUAGGAAUUGGUUUGGCUAUGGUCUUCACACUGCCAAUAGGUGUCAUCACAGCUACAACGAACCAGCAACCGGGACUAAAUGUCAUUACCGAGUUGAUUAUCGGUUACAUUUACCCUGGGAAACCACUUGCCAACGUGGCCUUCAAAACGUAUGGCUACAUAAGCAUGUCACAAGCCAUCAUGUUCCUCCAAGAUUUUAAGUUAGGCCAUUAUAUGAAAAUCCCACCAAAGUCCAUGUUCAUUGUACAGUUGGUAGGGACGGUAGUUGCAUCCUCCAUCUACUUUGCAACAUCAUGGUGGCUCCUCACGACAGUGGAAUACAUCUGUGACCCCAGUAAGUUGCCUGAAGGAAGCCCAUGGACUUGCCCAGGAGACGAUGUUUUCUACAACGCCUCAAUCAUAUGGGGAGUGGUCGGACCUCAACGGAUGUUUGGAAAUCUUGGGCUAUACAACAAAAUGAACUACUUCUUUCUGUUGGGAAUUCUUGCACCAGUACCAGUCUGGUUUCUUGCUCGUAAGUUUCCUGAGCAAAAAUGGAUUAGGCUCAUAAACAUGCCGAUCCUUAUAUCUGGACCAGGAGGGAUGCCACCAACUAGAGCUGUAAACUACAAUAUGUGGUUUGCUGUGGGAAUUUUCUUCAACUUUGUGGUGUAUAAGAAGUUCAAGGGUUGGUGGGCAAGGCACAACUAUAUUCUAUCAGCUGGGCUUGAUGCAGGAGUUGCAUUCAUGGCUAUCCUUUGCUAUUUCGUGCUACAGAUAAAGGAUAUCAAUGGACCAAUGUGGUGGGGUAUGGAGAUAGAUGAUCACUGUCCCCUAGCUACCUGCCCAACUGCUCCUGGUAUGAAGGCUGAUGGAUGUCCUACAGUCCAUUGACACCCUAUCUUACAUACUAUCUUGAUUAAUUUGCAUUGGUACAAAGAUUAGGAGUACAAAACUACCACAAGCCUGCUUCACAUACGAACAUAUUACAGUCAUUAGUAUGACAAAUACAUGUAAUUUAACUUCCAUUGAUCAAAGCUCAAUGGAAGUACCCAAGUAAAGUCCUUUCUUUGACC